CCUCUCUAGGCUCCAGCUUUCUCUGUGGAAGAUGACAGCAAUUAUAGCAGGACCCUGCCAGGCUGCUGAAAAGAUUCCACAAUAAAACUUUGCCAGUGGGAAGUACCUAGUGAAACGGCCUAAGAUGCCACUUCUUCUCAUGUCCCAGGCUUGAGGCCCUGUGGUCCCCAUCCUUGGGAGAAGUCAGCUCCAGCACCAUGAAGGGCAUCCUCGUUGCUGGUAUCACUGCAGUGCUUGUUGCAGCUGUAGAAUCUCUGAGCUGCGUGCAGUGUAAUUCAUGGGAAAAACCCUGUGUCAACAGCAUUGCCUCUGAAUGUCCCUCACAUGCCAACACCAGCUGUAUCAGCUCCUCAGCCAGCUCCUCUCUAGAGACACCAGUCAGAUUAUACCAGAAUAUGUUCUGCUCAGCGGAGAACUGCAGUGAGGAGACACACAUUACAGCCUUCACUGUCCACGUGUCUGCUGAAGAACACUUUCAUUUUGUAAGCCAGUGCUGCCAAGGAAAGGAAUGCAGCAACACCAGCGAUGCCCUGGACCCUCCCCUGAAGAACGUGUCCAGCAACGCAGAGUGCCCUGCUUGUUAUGAAUCUAAUGGAACUUCCUGUCAUGGGAAGCCCUGGAAAUGCUAUGAAGAAGGACAGUGUGUUUUUCUAGUUGCAGAACUUAAGAAUGACAUUGAGUCUAAGAGUCUCGUGCUGAAAGGCUGUUCCAAUGUCAGUAACGCCACCUGUCAGUUCCUGUCUGGUGAAAACAAGACUCUUGGAGGAGUCAUCUUUCGAAAGUUUGAGUGUGCAAAUGUAAACAGCUUAACCCCCACGUCUGCACCAACCACUUCCCACAACGUGGGCUCCAAAGCUUCCCUCUACCUCUUGGCCCUUGCCAGCCUCCUUCUGCUGGGACUGCUGCCCUGAGGUCCUGGGGCUGCACUUUGCCCAGCACCCCAUUUCUACUUCUCUGAGGUCCAGAGCACCCCCCGCGGUGCUGACACCCUCUUUCCCUGCUC
This is a messenger RNA of Pan troglodytes (chimpanzee), 1003 nucleotides long. RefSeq names its product LY6/PLAUR domain containing 8 (gene LYPD8). Gene Ontology annotation, biological process: defense response to Gram-negative bacterium. The record is from RefSeq and is a predicted model, not a curated record. The transcript has 6 exons. Bases 198 to 911 code for a protein of 237 amino acids. Lineage: Eukaryota; Metazoa; Chordata; Mammalia; Primates; Hominidae.